Oryza brachyantha (malo sina) is the source of this 1329-nucleotide messenger RNA. Its product is annotated as cinnamoyl-CoA reductase 1-like. The coding region runs from base 67 to 1086 and encodes 339 amino acids. NCBI's taxonomy places the organism in Eukaryota, Viridiplantae, Streptophyta, Magnoliopsida, Poales, Poaceae. The record is from RefSeq and is a predicted model, not a curated record. The transcript is spliced from 6 exons. Gene Ontology annotation, molecular function: oxidoreductase activity, acting on the CH-OH group of donors, NAD or NADP as acceptor.
CAAAUUCUGUGGCUGGGUACGAGGCUGCUCGAUUUCGACCUGACGGAGCAGCACGGGAAACCGGAGAUGGCACCGCCGCCGCCGCCGAGUGUGUGCGUCGCCGGCGCCGGCGGGUUCAUCGGCUCGUGGCUCGUCAAGCUCCUCCUCUCCCGCGGCUACGCCGUCCAUGGCACCGUCCGCGACCCAGAUGAUCCCAAGAACGCGUUUCUGAAGCAGCUGGAGAAUGCUCCGGACAAUCUGCACCUGUUCAAGGCCGACGUGCUCGACUGCGCCUCAUUGACGGCGGCGUUCGCCGGCUGCGAGGGGGUCUUCCACCCGGCCUCUCCGGUGCCAGAACAGAAGAUGGUUGAUCCAGAGAAGGAGAUCAUGGCUCCUGCUGUGAAAGGCACCAGAAACGUGCUCGAGGCUUGCUCGGCUGCGGGUGUUCAGAGACUCGUCGUCGUCUCCUCCAUUGCUGCUGUAUGCUUUAACCCGAGCUGGCCUCCGGACAGGCCAAAGGAUGAGACUUCAUGGUCAGACAAGAAGCUCUGCAUGGAAACUGAGAACUGGUACUCUCUUGCCAAAGCUGAAGCUGAAGAGAUGGCCCUAGAAUACGGAAAGAGAAGUGGGCUGCAUGUCGUUUCGGUUUGCCCUGGGAUUGUUUUUGGCCCAAUGUUGCAGGCUGUGAAUGUCAACACUACCACCAAAGCGCUCCUCUAUAUCAUCAACGGGGGCCAUGGCCCUGACACAAUGAACAAUAAAUUCUGGUCUAUUGUGGACGUUCGUGAUGUCGCCGAUGCUCUGCUUCUAGCAUACGAGAAGGCAGGACCAUGUGAGCGAUACAUAUGUGCCCUGGAACGAAUGGACCUGAAGGAUAUGUUAGACUUGAUGAAGGGCAUGUACCCUAACUACAAUUAUGUGGACAAGAUGGUUGAUGUGGAUUACAAGGUUGAAGUGGCCUAUGAGAAACUGAAGAAUCUGGGCUGGAAACCUAGGAAACGUGAAGAGACAUUUGCCGACAGCAUCGCGUUCUUUGAGAAGGCAGGCCUUAUAGAUGGGCAACCAUGUCAGCUUCCUUUUUUCUAUCGUAUGGCUGUCAAAGAAUGAACUGGAAAAAAAAAGGCUCUUUUCAGUUCAUUCUUCGACAGGCAUCACGGAUACAGUACUAAAGAACAUGUAUCUUAUAUACUAUACUAUGUAUUAAUGUAUCUUAUAUACUAUACUAUGUAUUAAUUAGUGAUCAGUAGGUAUGUAUAUGUCGUGUGACUCUUGAUUUACGUCGAUCCACGGAAAAUUACGUGUGUCAAUAUCUGUCUAUCUGUAAAAUGCUCAUGCCAGGAGGUCAUUUAA